AUGGGGCAAGGCAAUGAUACAGAAAUUUCAGAGUUUCUUCUUCUGGGAUUGUCAGAGGAACCAGAACUGCAGCCCCUCCUAUUUGGGCUCUUCCUCUCCAUGUACCUGAUCACUAUCUUUGGAAACCUGCUCAUCAUCCUGGCUGUCAGCUGUGACCCCCACCUCCACACCCCCAUGUACUUCUUCCUCACCAACCUGUCCUUUGUAGACAUCUGUUUCACCUCCACCACUGUCCCCAAGAUGCUUCAGAAUAUCCAGACUCAGAGCAAAGUCAUCACCUAUGCAGGUUGUGUCACACAGAUUUAUUUUUUUAUACUCUUUGCUGUCUCAGACUUCUUUGUCCUCAGUGUGAUGGCCUAUGACCGGUUUGUGGCCAUCUGUUAUCCCCUGCACUACACAGUCAUCAUGAACUCCCGACUUUGUGGACUUCUGGUUCUGGUGUCUUGGAUCAUGUGUAUCCUGAACUCCUUGUUACAGAGUUUAAUGAUGUUGCGGCUUUCCUUCUGUACACACUUCCAAAUCCCCCACUUUUUUUGUGAACUCAAUCAGAUGAUCCAACUAGCCUGUUCUGACACCUUUCUUAAUAACAUGGUGAUGUAUUUUGCAGCUGUCUUACUGGGUGGGGGUCCUUUUGCUGGGAUCCUUUACUCUUAUUCUAAGAUUGUUUCCACCAUAUGUGGAAUAUCAUCAGCCCUGGGCAAGUAUAAAGCAUUUUCCACCUGUGCAUCUCACCUCUCAGUUGUCUCCUUAUUUUAUUGUACAAUCCUAGGUGUGUACCUUAGCUCUGCUGCUCCUCAGAGCUCUCACUCAAGUGCAGUGGCCUCGGUGAUGUACACAGUGGUCACACCCAUGUUGAACCCCUUCAUCUAUAGCCUGAGGAACAGAGACAUAAAGAAGGCUUUAAGAGCAUUCUUAGUAAAGGAGACACUACAUGGCCAAUUGUCAUAG
Molecule: messenger RNA, 948 nt
Organism: Canis lupus familiaris (dog)
Lineage: Eukaryota; Metazoa; Chordata; Mammalia; Carnivora; Canidae
Gene: OR7A58
Product: olfactory receptor family 7 subfamily A member 58
Exons: 1
Coding region: 1-948 (315 amino acids)
Biological process (GO): G protein-coupled receptor signaling pathway
Cellular component (GO): membrane
Molecular function (GO): G protein-coupled receptor activity; olfactory receptor activity
Source: RefSeq, marked inferred